CUUACUGCAGCUAAUCAGUGGAAUUUUGCUUAUGUGGAGGGUAAGCUGUGGAGAAAAUACUUGAAAUGCUAGAAAAAAAAAAACUGCAAUUUUGGAAUCAGCAUGCCAAUUUUGGUUUUAAACAGCAUACAAAUCUAACUCAACAGAUUUUAUUUUCUUCAAAUUGUUCCCCAGUGUAUCAAACAGCAUUGCAGCCCCUUGUCAGUGCAAAUGAAUAUCCUAAUUGAUGGCCUACAAAAUGGCCUGUAUGCACGCUCGCCACGCAAGACCCCAUUGCUGAAAACAAACCAUGUCAAAGCUCGUUUAAAGUUUGCAGAGCAACAUUUGGACAAGCCAGUUAAAUGCCGGGAGAAUAUAGUCUGGUCGGAUGAGAACAAAAUUGAACUGUUUUGAUGCCGUAAUGAACACCAAGUUUGGAGGCGAAAUGGCACUGCACAUCACCCUAAAACACCAUUGCAAGAGUGAAGUUCGGAGGUGGGAACAUGAUGGUGUGGGGCUGCUUUUCAGCAAAUGGGACUGGUAAACUUCACAUAUUGAAGGAAGGAUGAAUGGGCAAAUCUACAGAGACAUUCUUGGCAAAAAUCUGCUGCCAUCUACGAGGAUGACGAAAAUUAAACGAGGGUGGACAUUUCAGCAGGAUAAUGAUCCAAAAUAUACUGCCAAGGAAACGCUGUUGGUUUCAAAGAAAAAAAAUAAAGUUGCAAAAAUGGCCCAGCCAAUCACCUGACUUGAAUCCAAUGGAAAAUCUAUGGAAAGAACUGAACCUCAAGGUCCGUGUGGAGGAAUGGGCCAAAAUCACACCAGAGCAAUGUAUGUGACUAGUUUCUCCAUACAGGAGGCGUCUCGAAGCUGUCAUUGCAAAAAAAGGCUUUUGUGCAAAGUAUUCAAUAAAUACCACUUGGCGUCUUCAAUACGUUUUCCCUGUGUCAUUUCACAUUAUUACACACAACUUCAUUUAUGAGCUUAUUUGUUCUAGUUUCUUUGUAUGUAUGGAUCAGUUGGGUUGUUCCCAACAUCUGGUGGAAUUUUCAAGUCAAUUGCACCUUUGGAAAUAUAUUUGAGAAAAAUGCUGACGCGUUAAAUACCUAUUUCAGCCGUUAUACAUGCAUAUAUGCACUCUUAAAACUGCUGGGUUAAAAGUAACCCAAAUUGUCCAAUUUUAUUUGGGGAUGUGGGAGGAAACCGGAGUGCCCGGAGAAAACCCACGCAGGCACGGAGAGAACGAGGCCGGAUUUGAAUCCGCAACCUCAGAUCUGUAAGGCAGACGUGCUCACCGCCCUCGUGUAGUGACGCAUCUGUCAAAUACACGAUCUUUGGCCAACGGUGACGUCACGGCGGCAUCAAAUCCAACAUGGCGAACAUUCGGUGUGUCAAGGGGAUGGUGGGCCUGGUGACGGGCGGGGCCUCGGGAUUGGGCCGGGCCACGGUGGAGCGUCUGGUCCAGAGCGGAGCGUCCGCCGUCAUCCUGGACUUGCCCUCCUCCGAGGGCCGAACGCUGGCGGCCACCCUGGGAGACCGAUGCGCCUUCGCUCCAGCGGAUGUGACGUCGGAGGCGGACGUGCAGUCCGCCGUCAACUUGGCGCGAGACAAGUUUGGCAAAUUGGACCUCGCCGUCAACUGCGCCGGCAUCGCCGUUGCGGUCAAAACCUUCAACUUCAAGAAGGACGUCCCUCACAGCCUGGAGGACUUCCAGCGCGUCAUCAAUGUGAACAUCGCAGGAACAUUCAACGUGAUUCGCUUAGCGGUGGGCGCCAUGGCCAAAAACGAGCCGGAUGCGGACGGCCACAGAGGUUGCAUCAUCAACACCGCCAGCGUGGCAGCCUUUGACGGGCAGGUUGGCCAAGCUGCGUAUUCGGCGUCUAAAGGAGGCAUCGUUGGAAUGACGCUUCCUGUUGCCAGAGAUCUUGCCCCGAUGGGGGUCAGGGUCAUCACCAUAGCACCGGGCCUGUUCUCCACUCCCCUCCUGGCUGGGCUUCCGGAGAAGGUGCGCUCGUUUCUGGCUCGCCAAGUGCCCUUCCCGUCACGUCUGGGCGACCCCUCCGAGUUUGCCCACUUGGUGACGUCGCUGGCCGAGAACCCCAUGAUUAACGGCGAGGUCAUUAGACUGGACGGGGCCAUUCGCAUGCAGCCCUGAGUGCGUGCGCGUCUGCGAGUGUAUGCAGGCGCUGAAUUUUUUCCAUUGUAAAAAGCAACAGGAUCAAACAAAGGCCCCCCAUAUCAUCUCUGAGGCUGACGAUGCGUGUAAAAAGUUGUGUACAUUGCAGUACUAUCUCGUUGUUUGGUAAACAAAUUCACAUUGAAAAUAAAGCUAAAAUCGCUA
Messenger RNA from Phyllopteryx taeniolatus (common seadragon), 2320 nucleotides. It is a transcript of the gene hsd17b10, whose product is annotated as hydroxysteroid (17-beta) dehydrogenase 10. Gene Ontology annotation, biological process: androgen metabolic process; fatty acid metabolic process; estrogen metabolic process. Gene Ontology annotation, cellular component: mitochondrion. The record is from RefSeq and is a predicted model, not a curated record. The transcript is spliced from 6 exons. The coding region runs from base 1352 to 2134 and encodes 260 amino acids. NCBI's taxonomy places the organism in Eukaryota, Metazoa, Chordata, Actinopteri, Syngnathiformes, Syngnathidae. Gene Ontology annotation, molecular function: estradiol 17-beta-dehydrogenase [NAD(P)+] activity.